CUCGGCUAUCGUACGGCUACUUGCUACAACUAACGAGACGUCUGAACGAGGUUUUGUUGAAUUGGCUUUGUCGUCGUCCAUCUGUUCAUUGUUGCCUAUGCAUUCUUGUUUGUGAGCAGCAUUUACUGCUCCAACCCCCCGUGCGCGGUAGUAGCGCGACCGGCUACCGUUGCACUGGAGCGCUCUCGGUCGUCGUGUGAAUUCAGAAUGGUCGCCAAAGAACGGAAUAGUUGCCACGAUCGCGGCCCCCGGCGACGAGUGUUCGUCGUCGCUGCUGCCGCUUUUCGUGGGUGCUAUCAUGAUAAUACCGCCACCGCGCUGAAAAUUCCAUUAUGGAUUGCAAAAAUGUCUGGGUCUGGAAGAUUGCGAGAUUUGUCAUGCUUGUCUGGCAUGACAAAAGAGUUUGUAAUGCGUGCCCAAGAAGAGACGCUUUUGCCUGUCAUGCAAAAACGCAGUUUCUCAUGCGAAAAACGCAACACAAAGAAGCGCAGAUAUUUCUCAUGCUUGGUUGUGCAUUACAGAGCAUUCACUAUUCCCAACACAGCAUCACAAGUUUCCAGACCCAGACAUUUUUACAUUUGAUAUCCAUCCCCUAUUGGCAACGACCAGAUCUUCACGAACGGACCACCGGGACAGGCCAGCCAUGCUGUGCCGCAUAUUACAGUGAAAAAUGCCCCCACCCCCAGCUUGGCAGCAUUUGUAUUGCAAACCUUUCCAACAGAAACAUUCCCCGUCUUGCAUAUCUCAGCAUCACAAAUUUUCCAUGCUGAAUAGGUCAAAUUUGUGUUGCGAAGUAGCCCAACAGCAGCCGGAUCUGUUAUGCACAAGGCACCUUGCGCACCCUGAUUCUGCAUCAGAAACGCUCGCAAUCCUUUUAUGCAAGACAAAAAGCUUUCAUUUGGAAACUUUUCAUGACAAACUUCUGCAAAUUCCGGGGUGGGGGCAUUUUUCACUGUAAUACCGCAGCAGACUGCUUCUCCGCAGGAAUUGCCUUCUUCUGCAUCAAGUUCCCGCCUCGUCUCCGGUGCGUCUACUGCGACAUCGAGCUUCAUGAAUCAGUACCAGAACAAUGGUCUGCAGACGAACAACCCGGAGGAUCCAGUCGUGCAAGCGCCGCAAGGGCGUUUGGCAGGAGAUCAAAGUCUUGCAGGAACGGCGUGGGACCCGAGACUUUACGACGCGACGGCGCAAGCGGGCGCCGGACCAGGAUUUACGCCGCAGCUCCAGGAGCCAGGACAGCUGCAGAACCAGCUUCCACUGCAGGGCCAGCUGCAGGGAGCAGCCAUGCCGCAAACAGUGCCCUUCAUGCCACUGUACGCCAAUGGUUACAACCCCGGGCAGGCUGCGACGAUGGCGAUGCAACCGCCCUUCGCGGAGGCUUUUAAUCCCAACGCAAUGCCGCCAGGACAGAACUUUUACACUAGCAACUGGAAUGCUGUUGCCCCCCCGAGCUUCAUCUCUCCCCAAGAACAGCAGCAGCAGCAGCAGCAAUAUGCUGCCCAGCUGCCUUCUGCAGCUGGCACACUCGUCACCGCAAGCGAUCAUGAUCCUCUGCAAGAACCUGCCACAGGUGGUCCUUCGUCCCACCAGUUUGUUGGACGUGAACUACGAGCAAGACCUACGACGUCUUCUGUGGCAAUAUCAAGCAAGAUUCCGACAGCGAAGAGCGCGGAUGAUGGGGGACCAGUAGAGAAGAUGAGUGAAAAUGAAGACAGGUCUCCUUCCGCUGAAACUUUAGCAGAGUCUUCUGCGAUGUUGUCGCCGCCGCAGGCACAGCAGGCUGGUCCCCUUGAGACGACGACCGAAAAUGCGCGCGAAGAACUUCCGGGGCAGCAAUUCCUUCCAACUCCGAGCACAGCUACUGUUUCGCCCGUUGACCAGCAAGUGUUGUCUUUUUACGGCAGCGCGCCACCUCCGGCGGCCGUGGUCGCGCCGAUGAUGUCCGCUUCUGCACCGACCAGCGCGCCCAUGAUGUCCGCUUCUGCACCGCCUCCGGCGCCCGCGCCGCAGCAGUUUGUGGAUCCGAACGCCGUGUCGACGCUCGUGCGGCAGGAACUGCAGUCCCAACUCCAGUCGCAAUUGCAGGCGCAGCUCCAGCCGAUGCAAACCCAGGUGAACUCGCUGGGGACGCAUAUCCUGUGCAAAAGUAUCUGACUUAUGCGUACUAGUUGCAGCCAGGCAUCACAAAUCCAUACUUUCAACUUUAGAUAGCAUGACAAACUCCAUUUGUGUUCUUGGGAAAAUUUGUGAUGCAAUUUAUACGACGUAGUAUCGGAUACUUUUGUAAUGCAUAACGCAGCUACCGCAGCAGUUUGAGCAGCGGCUGACCGACGUGGCGACCAAGAAAGAGGUCGAGCAAGCGGAGCACGUGGUUCUGAAGACCGUGGAGGAGGAGGCAGAGAAGAAGAUUCAGGAGGCGGGCAAGAAACUCGGGGAGGAGUUCGAAGCCGGGGCGAAAAAGCAGGAGGAGGCCCUGAUGAACAAAAUGUCGACGGUGGAGAAAGAGCUGCAAACUGUCGAAGAAGGGUUUCAAGAGAAGGUGAAGGAAGUGCAAGCGGCGGAAAAAGACAUCCAAACAGAGAUCAGCACGGUGUUGGAUUUAUGGAUCUGGCAAAACAUUUUCGUAAAUUACUGCAAGGUGAAUAAACGCAUGAAAUAAAUGCGAUCACUUGGACGGCCGGUCCCGCUUCCCAAGUAGACAUGGCCAACAUUCCUACUCAAUCUCAACAAAAAAGCAUUCAAAGGAGCGUUUGUUUCUUGCAGAGCUGUGCACAUCCGUUUUUUACGCAAUGGGUUUUGCAAUCCAUACUAGACUAUUGAGAGGAAAAAUCCCCCCUCCCCAUAUCGAAAAGGUAUCUUUCCGAAAAUUUGCGUUGCUGAUUUGAGGUCACAAAUAGCAUUUGUCUUGCAGGAAGACAAGGGCACCAGAAGCUUCCGCCCCAUUAUGGAAGCGAUUUGUCAUGCUGCUGGGCCUAAAGGUCAGCCGUUUGCAAUGCUGAACAACUAGACCCAUAGGCCCCUACCUAGCCUGGGGAUCUGGCCGCAAUGCCUUCCUGCAAGACAAAUCCGAUUUGUGUACGCAAAUCCAGCAUCACAGAUUUCCUUUUUGAUAUGGGGUGGGGGCUUUUUUCACUUUGAUAUAGACAGCCAAAGCGGCCGGUGAAGUGCUGGAAAAGGCGAAGGAGGAGAACGAAUUGCUAAAAAAAGACGUCGCAAAGGUACUUACUUACGUAGUUCAUCGAUCUGGUGUGAUACCUCGUGCUCUACUGAAAGAAGUGAAGGCGUGAAGAUGGAGAUGAAGAAAAUGCACGACUUUAUCUUUCUACUUGAAACAUAAAUUUUACAGAUGGGUCAACAUCAUCACUCUCACUGAACUGAUCAUCUCAGGUUGACACGACUUUUCACAACGUGAUGGAGCAAAGUUCAGCGGUCCAGAAUGCCACCGAAGCUGUAUGAGAGUCGUGCACAACUCGUUCCGCUGCUCCCGCUGGUUCGUUCUGCAAAAUGCUCAGCAAUGUGCAUGAAAACCUUCGGAGGCCCAAGCAGCACUGCGAUGCUCUUGCUGUAGAAAUGAAACAGAAACAUACACUAGAGCAAAUGACCGGGAUUAGUGGGACGCGUUGUUCACUCUCAUAGGCUGCCAGUGCCCAAUGGAAAACCAUGGAGACGGAGCUGACCGGAGAGAUGCAACAAGCGAACGCAAAGGCCGACGCAGCACUCACUGCCUCCAAUGGCCACGAGGAAACCUUGGAAUAUGCAUUGCAAAGAAAAGUAUCGUACUAGUAGUAAUUGCAAUACAAAUUAGCGCAGCACGACAAAUCAAAUUUCUCGUCCUGAUUUAGCUUGAAAAUGAGAUUUGUGUCGCAUGCCUGCCAUUAUUACGAGCGCGAUACUUUUGCACAGGAUAUGGAAAAGGCCGCGACGAUUCUGGAGGAGGUAAAGCAGAAGGUGGACGCUGAUGAGGAAACGCUGGGGGCCUUAGAUGGUAAGGUUGGGGACUUGCAGAGCGCUGUCGGGGCCAGCGUCGCGUCGCCCGCAGUCACGAGGUAGGAGCGCCGCUGGGGGGCUGGAGGGCGAUAUGGAGCUGGUAAGAAAGUACGUCGCCGGAUGAAUAGAUGACAUUCUUUUCAUAAAGAAUAAGUUUCUGGCUCGGCGGUAUGAUCAUUUAUUUUCCGGUGAAGCCAGCGCAAAUAAAUUGUAAAUUUUUUUUUCCUCCGCGUGUCACGCCCGCGCUCUCACGAACGUAAACCUUUCAUGUGUGUGCUGGAGUGUGUAAAACAUAAAGGAUUCGACCUGUGUCGGGUUCUACUUUUGAACAAAAGCGAUAUACAAGCUAGAUACUCCUGUGCGUAGACGAGAAUGGAUUCAUGCGCGUUGCUGAUGAUAAUUGUUCUCUUGUGGAUGCCGUUUACGUUUUGACUUUUCCAAAUUUGCUUUCUUGACGAGGAACGAGCUGUAGAGAUGCGGA
This is a messenger RNA of Amoebophrya sp. A120, 4468 nucleotides long. Lineage: Eukaryota; Dinophyceae; Syndiniales; Amoebophryaceae. The record is from the annotation of a GenBank genome assembly.